Messenger RNA from Elephantulus edwardii (Cape elephant shrew), 1788 nucleotides. RefSeq names its product acetylserotonin O-methyltransferase-like (gene ASMTL). The record is from RefSeq and is a predicted model, not a curated record. The coding region runs from base 1 to 1788 and encodes 595 amino acids. Lineage: Eukaryota; Metazoa; Chordata; Mammalia; Macroscelidea; Macroscelididae. Gene Ontology annotation, molecular function: nucleoside triphosphate diphosphatase activity; O-methyltransferase activity. The transcript is spliced from 14 exons.
AUGGUCCUGUCCCCGGUGAUCGGGAAGCUGCUGCACAAACGCGUGGUGCUGGCCAGCGCCUCGCCGCGCCGCCAGGAGAUCCUCAACCAAGCGGGUCUCCGGUUCGAGGUGGUCCCGUCGCACUUUAAGGAGACGCUGGAGAAAGGCUCCUUCCCCACGCCUUCCGCCUACGCUGUGGAGACCGCCAAGCAGAAGGCCCUGGAGGUGGCCCACCGAAUGCACGCGAAGGACCUGCGGACGCCUGAUGUGGUCAUUGGAGCCGACACCAUUGUGACAGUGGGGGGCCUGAUCCUGGAGAAACCUGUGGACAAACAGGAUGCCUAUCGCAUGCUCUCCAGGUUGAGCGGGAAGGAGCACAGCGUCUUCACCGGCGUGGCCGUCGUCCACUGCUCCUCUAGUGGCCAGCUGGAGACACAGAUGUUGGACUUCCACGAGGAGACCAGGGUGACGUUCUCCGAGUUGUCAGAAGAGAUGCUCUGGGAAUACAUUCACAGCGGAGAGCCCAUGGACAAAGCAGGAGGCUACGGCAUCCAGGCCCUGGGCGGCAUGCUGGUGGAGCGGGUCAGCGGGGACUUCCUCAACGUCGUGGGCUUCCCGCUGAACCGCUUCUGCAAGGAGCUGGCCCGGCUGUACCGGCCGCCGCCUCCGGAGGCCGUCCACCGCGUCAAACACGACUCCAUCCCCACCGUGGACACCUUCGAGGACCUCAGUGAUGAUGGAGAGAGUGGGGCCGGACCCCCGCGAGGGACCCCCUGCAACGGCCCGGCCCAGACUUCACCCUCGUGCCCUGUCCAGCUGCUGACCCUCAUUGAGGGCUUCAAAGCUUCCAAGGUCCUGUUCACGGCCUGCAGACUGAAGGUUUUUGAUCUCCUGAAGGAUGGGGUGGUCCUGCCAGCCGUGGACAUCGCCCGCCACGUGGAUACCUCUGAGGAGGGCACCGAGUGGCUGCUGGACAAGUGCACUGAGCUGAGGCUGCUGGACAGGACGGAGCAAGGUUACACCAACUCGGAGGCCGCGACCCUCUUCCUGACCUCCCAGAGCCCCAGCUGCCUGCAUAGCCUCAUUGCUCUCUGCAGUGACCACGUCUGGGACCGUUUCACUCGCCUGGAGGCCGCCGUCCGAGAGGGCUCCGACCAGCUCUGCCGGGUGUCGGCAAGCUAUGCUGACCUCCUCUUCCAGGACCCCUUCUGCAGGAGCAAAGAGGAGCAGCUCCAGUGUCUCCGUGCCCUGAAUGAUUUCACCCAGCCGAGCGCCCACGCUGUUGCCACUGCCUUCGACCUCUCCUCCUUCACCUCCGCCUGCCACCUCGGAGGUUCCACGGGGGCGCUGGCCCUCGGCCUUGCCAGGGAGUACCCACGCAUGCAGGUGGCCGUGAUGGACCUGCCUGAGGUCAUAGAAUUCGCCCCCAGCCUCCUCCCUGCUGGUCCGCACACAGCACGGGUCAGCUUCGUGCCAGGUGAUUUUCUCCAGGAGGAGCCCCCCAAGGCGGACCUGUACGUCCUCUGGGGAAUCCCGCAGGACAUACGCGGCCAGGGAGCCGCCCAGCGAUUACUAAACAGGGUCUCCCAGCUCUGCAGGCCAGGCUGUGCGCUCCUGGUGGCGGGAGCCGUCCUGGAUGAGGAGCGGACCGAGCCGGGCAUCCAGGUGCAUCCACUGUCCACGCUGUGGACGCACAGCUGCGCGCGCACGGCCGAGGGCUACCGGCGUCUGCUCCUGGCGCACGGCUUCCGCGAGGUGCGUGUGGUGCGCACGGGGUGCCCGCUCGAUGUGGUGCUCGCCACGCGGUGA